GGGUGACACGAGGGGAGGGGGUCCCGUGGGGACACGGGGGCCCGGCCCACGGCCGAGGCGUGGCGGUCCCGGGGCGGUCCCGGCCGGUCUCGCCCCACGCCCACGCCCGGCCCCGCGUGCGGAAGCUCCGGGCCAGACGCGGCGGCUCCGGGACCGGCCCCGAGCGCAGGUGGGAGCCGGGGCCGCUCCCGGUGGGCGCGGGGAGUCCGCGGGCCAUGGACCCCCCCCGGCGGGUGCGCCUCAAGCCCUGGCUGGUGGCCCAGGUCAGCAGCCGCCGCUUCCCGGGGCUCCACUGGCUCGACCCCGAGCGCCGCCGCUUCGUCAUCCCCUGGGGACACGCCACCAGGAACCCCCCGGGACCCCAGGACCACGACACCAUCUUCAAGGCGUGGGCGCAGGAGACGGGCCGGUUCCGGGCCGGGGACCCCCCGGACCCCCCCCGCUGGAAGGCCACCCUGCGCUGCGCCCUCAACAAGAGCCGCGAGUUCCGGCUGCUGCUGGACGGGCCCCGCGGGUCCCCGGCCCGGCCCUUCCGCGUCUACGAGCUCUGCGAGGAGCCCCCCGGGGCCGCAGAUGGGGGGGACGAGGAUGACAAUGGCUGCAGCGGGGAGGAAGAUGUCAGCCAGCUCAACAUGACAUCCCUGAGCAUCGAUGACACGCAGCACGGGGGGGACCUGCUGCCCCCCUACUCCUGGGCCAAGGAGGAGCCCCCCUUUGCCAGCUGCUGCCCCCCGGGGGGCCCCUUCGGGCCUCCCCCCCCGGCGCUGCUCCAGGGGGAGGCGGGGGGCACCCACGGGGUCCCUGAGCUGCUCCCGGGCCCCCUCGCUGAGACGGGGCCCCCCCUGGGCCCCCCGGGGCCCCCGUCCACCUGCCCGGUGGCACCGACGGAGCAGCUGAUCCCGGACCUGCUCGUCAGCCCCCACAUGCUGCCACUGACUGACCUGGAGCUGAAGUUCCAGUACCGGGGCCGCCAGGUCUGUGCCCUGACCGUCAGCAACCCCCACGGCUGCCGGCUGUUCCACAGCAGCCUGGAGCCCACGCGGGAGCAGGAGGAGCUCUUCGGGCCCCUGACGCUGGAGCAGGUGCCCUUCCCUGCUCCCGACGCCAUUCCCAACGAGAAGCAGCGCUUCUACACCCACCAGCUGCUGGACGUGCUGGACCGAGGGCUCAUCCUGGAGCUCCAGGGCCAGGAUCUCUUCGCCCUCCGGCUCUGCCAGUGCAAGGUCUUCUGGACGGGGCCCUGUGCCGCUCCCCGGCCCGGCCCCAACCCCAUCCAGAGGGAGAGGAGGACCAAGCUCUUCAGCCUCGAGGGCUUCCUCAACGGCCUCAUCCAGUUCCAGAAGGGGCAGACCCCCACCCCGCCCCCCUUUGAGAUCUUCCUCUGCUUCGGCGAGGAGUGGCCGGACCAGAAGCCCAAGGAGAAGAAGCUGAUCACGGUGCAGGUGGUGCCAGUGGCGGCGCGGCUGCUGCUGGAGAUGUUCUCCGGGGAGCUCUCCUGGUCGGCCGACAGCAUCCCGCUGCACAUCUCGCACCCCGACCUCAAGGACAGGAUGGUGGAGCAGUUCAAGGAGCUGCACCAGCUCUGGCAGAGCCACCAGCGGCUGCCGCCGGCGCAGCCCCUGCCCGGCCCCUCCGCGGGGCCCUGGGCGCUGCCAGCCGGGCCCCUGCCCCACUGAGGGGACACGGGGACACCCAUGGCACUGCCACCAGGGCCCUGCCCCACUGAGGGGACACGGGGACACCCAUGGCACUGCCACCUGAGCCCCUGCCCCACUGAGGGGACACGGGGACACCCAUGGCACUGCCACCAGGGCCCUGCCCCACUGAGGGGACAUGGUGACACCCGCGGCCCUGCCCCACUGAGGGGACACGGGCACACUGCCAGCCGGGCCCCUGCCCCACUGAGGGGACACGGGGACACUGCCAGCCGGGCCCCUGCCCCACUGAGGGGACACGGGGACACCCAUGGCACUGCCCCACUGAGGGGACACGGUGACACCCAUGGCACUGCCAGCUGGGGUAAGUCACUCCGUGGCCCCGUCCCCAUCCCUGUCCCCCUGUCCCCAGGCCCGUGUCCCCAGGGGGGCUCUGCAGGGGACGGGGAUGUGCCCUCGAGCGGGGGCAGUGGAGAAGCCGGAGCUGGAGCCCCCUCCCUGCAUUCAGGGGGAAGCAGCAGGAAAACGGGAGCUGGAGCCCCCAGGGAUGGGGGGCACAAAGCAGCCUCAGCCCUGAGAAGAACCAAAGGAACCUUGGGAGGUUUUAAUUUAUUUUUUCAGUUUUUUGAUGUUUUUUAUUGUCUCGAGAUGGCUACACACCCCCGGAGGGAACCGCAUGCGCCCGCCCGCCCUGCCCGCGCUCGAGCCACCGCCUCCUACCCCAAAUCAAACCAAAGAAAACCCCAAAAAAGGGAAAAAGAAAAAAAAACCAAACAAGAAAACAAACUAAAAAAGCAGAAGAAAAUAAAAUAUAAAUCUCUAUUUGCAGAGUCCGUCCCGCCUGUGUCGUCUCUG
Messenger RNA from Poecile atricapillus (Black-capped chickadee), 2510 nucleotides. Its product is annotated as interferon regulatory factor 5-like. Gene Ontology annotation, biological process: regulation of transcription by RNA polymerase II; immune system process. Bases 216 to 1676 code for a protein of 486 amino acids. Gene Ontology annotation, molecular function: RNA polymerase II cis-regulatory region sequence-specific DNA binding; DNA-binding transcription factor activity, RNA polymerase II-specific; protein binding. The record is from RefSeq and is a predicted model, not a curated record. Lineage: Eukaryota; Metazoa; Chordata; Aves; Passeriformes; Paridae. Gene Ontology annotation, cellular component: nucleus. The transcript has 10 exons.